CUCGCCAACGGAAAGCUCAGAUGCUUUAGUCCUCUGUAACGUUGUUGUGUCAUCAUGUCCGGUCGCGGUAAAGGCGGCAAAGGUUUGGGCAAAGGGGGUGCUAAGCGGCACAGGAAAGUGCUCCGAGACAACAUCCAGGGCAUCACCAAGCCCGCUAUCCGUCGUCUGGCUCGGCGCGGGGGCGUUAAGCGUAUCUCGGGGCUCAUCUACGAGGAGACCCGUGGCGUGCUGAAGGUGUUCUUAGAGAACGUGAUCCGGGACGCCGUCACCUACACCGAGCACGCCAAGAGGAAGACGGUCACUGCCAUGGACGUGGUCUACGCUCUCAAGCGCCAGGGACGGACCCUCUACGGCUUCGGCGGCAGCUCCAGCGCGCUGGGGCUUCAUAUCCUUUGUUUCACUCUUCAAUUCAACAUGUCUGGUCGUGGCAAGGGAGGUAAGGGGCUUGGCAAAGGGGGUGCCAAACGGCACAGGAAGGUACUCCGAGACAACAUCCAGGGUAUCACCAAGCCCGCUAUCCGCCGUCUGGCUCGGCGUGGGGGCGUCAAGCGUAUCUCGGGGCUCAUCUACGAGGAGACCCGCGGGGUACUGAAGGUUUUCCUGGAGAACGUGAUCCGGGACGCCGUCACCUACACCGAGCACGCCAAGAGGAAGACAGUCACCGCCAUGGACGUGGUCUACGCCCUUAAACGCCAGGGCCGUACCCUCUACGGCUUCGGCGGCUAAAUUCUAACAUCCUUCACAAAAUAAAGGCCCUUUUCAGGGCCACACA
This is a messenger RNA of Antechinus flavipes (yellow-footed antechinus), 772 nucleotides long. RefSeq lists its product as uncharacterized. NCBI's taxonomy places the organism in Eukaryota, Metazoa, Chordata, Mammalia, Dasyuromorphia, Dasyuridae. Gene Ontology annotation, molecular function: DNA binding; protein heterodimerization activity; structural constituent of chromatin. Gene Ontology annotation, cellular component: nucleosome. Gene Ontology annotation, biological process: nucleosome assembly. The transcript is spliced from 2 exons. The record is from RefSeq and is a predicted model, not a curated record. The coding region runs from base 55 to 726 and encodes 223 amino acids.